GAGACACGCACUGUUGUCCCUCGUUUUUGUUCCCUUCACAACCCUUGAAAAGCACAGAGUCCCUCUCCUUCUCCACAUCCUUACCUCAUUCCCUUCCUCCUUCCAAUGGAUAGACCAGUGCAAGAGACGAUGCUUUUGUGCUUAGCGGACGACACGGAAUCGACAAACCCGAUCAAAGAGGUGGAUUUCUUCUCCCAGAACCGACGGCAAGAUGUCGCCGAAGGCCGUCAAGGAGACGCGGAAGACUCGCCGGCUCAUGGAGCCACCUACGUUCACACUGGGUUAGAUCUUCUGACAGUGAAUUCUCAGGCCAGCAAAGAGGAGAAGAAACCCAAAAACAAGUUAACUACGCUUCGGAUCGAGCUAAUCCGAGUACGCGACGAGAACCGGAGACUAAGAAGCAUGAUGGAUCAGCUCACGCAAAGUUACACUGCCCUGCAGUGUCAGCUUCUUCAAGUAAUGCGACAACGAGAACACGAGAUCCGCCAUACACAGGUUGGCAAGAUGUGUGUGUCCGUGCCAGAAGGAGAAUCAUCAGCACACCAAUUUAUGCAACCUCAUCCAACUCGCAUGUGGUCGAUCAAUGGAAACUCCAAGGACGACGACGACGACAGGGAACACUCAUCUUCGCUCAACAUAAGCUCUAACGAUCACAGCAUCAUUCCUUCUGCAGAAAGAGUCGAUGUUUUCUCGGAGGGUAACAAUGGCCCCAUGCCAAUGCAAGAAUCAAGCUGCGCUGAUACGUCAUCUGAUCUCCCACGCCGGAGAGCAAGAGUCUCGGUGCGUGCUCGAUCGAAUGCACGAAUGAUCGGUGAUGGGUGUCAAUGGAGGAAGUAUGGUCAGAAGAUGGCCAAGGGAAAUCCUUGUCCACGGGCCUACUAUCGCUGUACUAUGGCCGUCGGAUGCCCAGUUAGAAAGCAGGUGCAGAGAUGUGCAGAGGACAAGACACUGCUCGUAGCCACCUACGAAGGCAACCACAACCAUCCCCUCCCGCCCGCCGCCAAAGCGUUGGCGAGCACCACGUCGGCGGCCGCGGCCAUGCUGCUCUCCGGCUCCACCGGCAGCGAGGGCUUUCUGCACCCCUUUCCCCAUGCUUCCACCAUGGCGCCGCUGUCCGCGUUCCCCACCGUCGCCCUCGACCUGACGCAGUCCGUGAACCCGCUCCAGCAGCUGCCGCAGGCGCACCCUGCGGCCGUGCCGCUCGCCAUGCCUCUCUUCAUGCACGGCCACCCGCAGAAGCCGCCGCAGGCGUUGCAGUUGGGUCUGCAGCGCGGCGCGAUGGUCGACACUGUGACCGCUGCCAUCACGACUGAUCCAAAUUUCGCCGCAGCCUUGGCCGCCGCUGUCACGUCCAUCAUGGGAUCGGCUCCGGCAAGUGCAGCCGGUGCCUCUUCUGGGCCUCACGUCGUGCCGGGAUCUCCUCAGCUUCCCAAGUCCUGCACCACCUUCUCUACUAAUUAGAGGUUCCCCCAUUGUCAUCUACAGCUCAACGCAAGUCCAGUGGACUUAUCAGUGUUUCAUUCAACAGAGCAAGACCAUAGUUUUAGACAAGGAAAAAGGAACAAUAUAAACAGAUAUCCAUCAAUCUAUAUACUACAUAGACAUCAAUUUAUA
Molecule: messenger RNA, 1614 nt
Organism: Musa acuminata AAA Group (dessert banana)
Lineage: Eukaryota; Viridiplantae; Streptophyta; Magnoliopsida; Zingiberales; Musaceae
Product: probable WRKY transcription factor 47
Exons: 6
Coding region: 106-1461 (451 amino acids)
Biological process (GO): regulation of DNA-templated transcription
Molecular function (GO): sequence-specific DNA binding; DNA-binding transcription factor activity
Source: RefSeq, a predicted model, not a curated record